AUGUUUAAAAAGUUCGAUGCAGAUGAGCAAGUCAGUGGACAGGCCCAGCUCAAGUCGUCGGCGACACGGGCCCUGCGCACAGCGGUCUGCACCCAGAUGCCUCGGUUUGAGCCCUAUGUCGACGACGUGGUUCCAAAGAAGGCCCGCAUUUUUCAAGUACGCUUACAUAACCACUACCAACUUCUUUGUGACGAAGCGGGGCGUGUUCUGUUUCUCCAAGACCGCGACGGACGGCUCUAUCCGACAUUGCGUCUCCUGCACGCGUACCCGUUUAUGCUGCCGUGGGUGCAGGUCGAUCGAGGCGCGAUUCGUCACGUCCUCCGGGGUGCGAAUGUUAUGUGUCCCGGCUUGACGAGCCCUGGAGGCUACGUACCUCCAGAACUUGCCGCUGAUCAAGUGGUGGCCGUCAUGGCAGAAGGAAAGGCCCGAGCCCUCGCCGUCGGUAGGAUGCUGCUCUCUGUUGCACAGGUUCUGCAACAGAAUCAGGGCGUGGCCAUCGAAAACGUGCACGUACUUGGCGAUGAAAUAUGGAAACGAGAACGAUGGAGUGCGUCCGGGUAG
This is a messenger RNA of Cyanidioschyzon merolae strain 10D, 561 nucleotides long. RefSeq names its product similar to PUA domain containing RNA binding protein MCT-1. Bases 1 to 561 code for a protein of 186 amino acids. The record is from RefSeq and is a predicted model, not a curated record. The transcript has a single exon. Lineage: Eukaryota; Rhodophyta; Bangiophyceae; Cyanidiales; Cyanidiaceae. Gene Ontology annotation, molecular function: RNA binding. Gene Ontology annotation, biological process: formation of translation preinitiation complex.